AUGAGGGAAAUCGUUGACCUACAGUUGGACCAUAUCUCCGUGUACUACAAUGAAGCCACAGGUGGCAAAUAUGUUCCUCAUGCUAUUUUAGUGGAUCUAGAACCUGGGACCACGGACUCUGUUUGCUCUGGUCCUUUUGGGCAAAUCUUCAGACCAGACAAUUUUGUUUUUGGUCAGUUUGGGGCAGGCAACAACUGGGCAAAGUGUCACUAUACAGAGGGGGCUGGGCUGGUUGAUUAUGUCCUGGAUGUGGUAUGGAGCUGUGAUUGCCUGCAGGGCUUCCAGCUGACCCUCUCGCUGGGUGGGGACACAGGUUCUGGAAUGGCCACCCUCCUCAUCAGCAAGAUCCAAGAAGAGUAUCCUGACUGCAUCAUGAACACUUUCAGUGUGGUGCCCUCACCCAAAGUGUCAGACACUAUGGUUGAGCCCUACAACGUCACCCUCUCUGUCUAUCGGUUGGUAGAGAACAAUGAUGAGACCUACCGCAUUGGCCAUGAGGCCCUCUAUGAUAUCUGCUUCUGCACCCUCCAUCUGACCACACCAACCUAUGGGGAUCUAAAUCACCUCGUCUCAGCCAUCAUGAGCGGUGUCACCACCUGCCUGCGCUUCCCUGGCCAGCUCAAUGCUGACCUCUGCACGCUGGCAGUCAACAUGGUGCCCUUCCCACGUCUCCACUUCUUCACGCCUGGCUUUGUCCCUCUCACCAGUCGUGGAAGCCAGCAGUAUCGGGCUCUCACAGUCCCUGAAAUCACCCAGCAGGUCUUUGAUGCCAAGAACAUGAUGGCUGCCUGUGACCCCCGCCAUGGCUGGUACUUCACCGUGGCUGCUGUGUUCCAUGGACGGAUGUCCAUGAAGGAAAUGGAUGAGCAGAUGCUCAAUGUGCAGAACAAGAAUAGUAGCUACUUUGUGGAGUGGAUCCCCAACAAUCUCAAGACAGCUGUCUGCAAUAUCCUGCCUUGUGGCCUCAAGACGGCAGUCACCUUCAUUGGUAACAGCACAGUCAUCCAGGAGCUCUUCAAGCGUAUCUCUGAGCAGCUCAUGGCAAUGUUCUGCCGGAAGGCCUUCCUCCACUGGCACACAGGUGAGGGCAUGGAUGAGAUGGAGUUCACCGAGGCUGAGAGCAACAUGAAUGACCUUGUCUCUGAGUAUCAGUAGUACCAGGAUGCCACCGCAGAAGAAGAGGAGGAUUUCGGUG
Messenger RNA from Carlito syrichta (Philippine tarsier), 1195 nucleotides. Its product is annotated as tubulin beta chain-like. The transcript has 2 exons. Lineage: Eukaryota; Metazoa; Chordata; Mammalia; Primates; Tarsiidae. Bases 1 to 1155 code for a protein of 384 amino acids. Gene Ontology annotation, biological process: mitotic cell cycle; microtubule cytoskeleton organization. Gene Ontology annotation, molecular function: GTPase activity; structural constituent of cytoskeleton; GTP binding. The record is from RefSeq and is a predicted model, not a curated record. Gene Ontology annotation, cellular component: microtubule; cytoplasm.